AGUAACUAAUAGUAGUAUUAUUACAAUAUGGACGAUUCACAAUAUACAGAUAAUGCAUUGAAGAUCAUUACCAAUGCUUCCAAGUUGGCAGAAGAGAAUUCCAACUCUCAAUUGCUUCCAUUACAUUUCCUUGCAGCUAUGGUACCUACUGAUGAUGAAGAAAAUAGUGUACCAUAUUUGAAAACACUUAUACAAAAGGCCCGUUAUGAAUGGCCUACCUUUGAACGGGUUGUGAAUAAACAAUUGGUACGGUUACCACUGCAGAGUCCUCUGCCAGAUCAAGUGACUCCCAGUUAUGCCAUUGGAGUUGUGUUGAAGCAAGCACUGAAGAUAAUGAAACAACAAAAGGACAAUUACAUUGCACAAGACCACAUUUUAUUGGCCUUAUUGGACGAUUCGCUGGUAAAGGCGGUGUUCAAAGAGGCCGGCAUGAAUGUAGACACCAUCAAGCAACAAGUAAUUGAGCUUAGAGGUCUGCAAAGAAUUGACAGUAGACAAGCCGAUUCUUCGAGUACUUAUGAAUUCUUGAAUAAGUAUUGUGAAGAUUUGACUGAAAAGGCCCGUGAGGGGAAAAUUGAUCCUGUCAUUGGUCGUGAGGAAGAAAUCAGAAGAGUCAUUAGAGUGCUUGCCAGAAGAACAAAGUCGAACUCUGUUCUCAUUGGUGAAGCUGGUGUUGGUAAGACUUCUAUUGUUGAAGGUGUUGCUCAAAGAAUCAUUGACGGAGACGUGCCCAAUGUCUUGAGUGGUUCUCGGUUGUUUGCCCUUGAUUUGGGGGCAUUGACCGCUGGUGCCAAGUACAAGGGUGAGUUUGAAGAGCGUAUAAAAGGUGUCUUGAACGAAAUCGAGAAGGCUAACGAAAUGAUCAUCUUAUUCAUUGACGAAAUCCAUAUGUUGAUGGGUGAUGGUAAGUCUGAUGCAGCCAACUUGUUGAAGCCUAUGCUUGCCAGAGGUUCUCUUCAUUGUAUUGGUGCCACUACCUUCACCGAAUAUCGUAAGUUCAUUGCCAAAGAUGGUGCUUUUGAAAGAAGAUUCCAAAAGAUUGAUGUUCCAGCAAGUACUGUCCCAGAGACCGUUGCUAUUUUGAGAGGUUUGCAACCAAGAUAUGAAAUCCAUCAUGGUGUUAGAAUUUUGGAUAGUGCCUUGGUUACAGCAGCUCAUUUGGCUCUGAGAUAUUUGACUUACAGAAGUUUACCUGAUUCUGCGGUAGAUUUGAUUGAUGAAACAGCUGCCGCUGUGGCUGUGGCAAGAGAUUCUAAACCCGAAGAAUUGGAUAAUUUGGAAAGGGAAUAUCACUUGCUUGAAGUUGAAAUCAAUGCCUUAGAAAGAGAUAAGGAUGCCGAUGCUGAUUCUAAGGACCGUUUGGAACUUGCUCGUAAGAAGAAAGAAUCUCUUGAAGAGGAUCUCGGUCCACUUCGUGAACGUUUCAAUCAAGAAAGAGCCAGUCAUGACCAACUUAUUGCUGCUAAGAGAAAGUUGGAUGAAUUACAUGUCAAGGCACAAAAUGCUGAAAGAGAUCACGACACCGCUACUGCUGCUGAUUUGAGAUACUUUGCAAUUCCUGAAGUGGAAAAGAAUAUAGAAGCACUUGAGGUCAAGGUUGCAGAAGAAGAAGCUGAAUCAGUGGAAGGUCUCUUGACAAACGUUGUUGGAACAGAACAAGUUGCAGAAACUGCUGCCAGACUUACAGGAAUUCCAGUAACAAAACUUACCCAAGCUGAAAACGCCAAGUUAAUCAACAUGGAGAAGGAAUUAUCAUCCGCUGUGGUUGGCCAAGGUGAUGCUGUCAAGGCUGUUUCCAAUGCUGUUCGUUUGACCCGGUCUGGAUUGGCCAAUCCAAACCAACCAGCUUCUUUCCUUUUCCUUGGGUUGAGUGGGUCUGGUAAGACUGAAUUGGCCAAGAAGGUUGCUGGCUUCUUAUUUGCUGAUGAAAGAGCCAUGAUUAGAAUUGACUGUUCUGAAUUGGGUGAUAAGUGGUCUGCAUCAAAGCUUCUUGGUGCCGCUCCAGGGUAUGUUGGUUAUGAAGAAGGUGGUAUCCUUACCGAAGCCCUUUUACGUAGACCUUAUAGUGUCAUUUUAUUUGACGAAGUUGAAAAGGCAGCACCAGAAGUGUUAACUAUACUUCUUCAAAUUUUAGAUGAUGGACGUGUGACCUCCUCUCAAGGUAAACUUGUCAACUGUUCCAACGCCAUUAUCAUUAUGACAUCUAACCUUGGUGCUGAAUACAUCAACGCAGCUAAGGGAACCAAGAUUGAUGAAGCUACAAAGGAACUUGUCAUGACCUCUGUUCGUGCACACUUCCGUCCUGAAUUCCUUAACCGUAUUUCGUCAACUGUCGUUUUCAACCGGUUAUCCAAAAAGGCAAUUGCAAAGAUUGUUCGUAUCCGUUUACUUGAAAUCCAAAAGCGUUUUGAAGCUAAUGGAAAGACCAUUUCAUUGGAUGUCGAUGAUGCAGCCUUGGACUAUUUGUGCCGCGAAGGUUACUCCCCAGAUCUUGGUGCUAGACCUUUGAACAGACUCAUUCAAUCCGAAUUACUUAACAAGUUGGCGGUAUUGUUGUUAAAGGGUCAAAUCAAGGAUAAGGAAACCGCACGGGUUACUGUGGGUAGCAAAGGUUUGGAAGUUAUUCCUAACCAUGACAUUGAAGACGUGGACAUGCAAGAUGUUGAUGUUGAUGACUGGAGAGACAGUGAAGAUGAUGAUGAUGUGGUGGAUUUGGACUAGAUAGUUCAAGUUGUUUAAUUCUUGUUUAUAAUUUAAUACA
[Candida] anglica is the source of this 2761-nucleotide messenger RNA. The record is from the annotation of a GenBank genome assembly. NCBI's taxonomy places the organism in Eukaryota, Fungi, Ascomycota, Pichiomycetes, Serinales, Debaryomycetaceae.